GCGUCACUUGUUCUGGGCUAUUUCAUAAAACUACAAAUCUCCUUCGAAUUGAAACCCAUACGAAUCUAUCUGAAAUUGAACAAUGGCUUCUAAAAGAGUGGUGGUUGCUGGUGGUAACGGAUUCUUAGGGUCACGAAUCUGCAAAGCCGCCGUGGCUAGAGGUUGGUCAGUGACAUCUCUGAGUCGAUCCGGGGAACCACGAUGGGACACCGUUACGAGCUCUCCAGAGCGGCCUAGCUGGGCCAGCUCUGUGGAAUGGACCAGGGCGGAUCUACUGAAGCCGGAAUCAUAUACGCCACAUCUACAGGGAGCAAAUGCUGUUGUUCACAGCAUGGGGAUUCUUCUAGAGGCAGACUACAAGGGGGUCGUGCAAGGACGAGAGCCUAUCAUCAGCGGCCUACAGAGAGCGUUCAGUUCCUCCAAGCUGGGGAGUCAGAAUCCGCUUCAUAGAAAGGAAGGAGAAGCAUUAGAGCCAAAGGAGGGUGAUAGACAGUUGACUUAUGAACUGAUGAAUAGAGACUCUGCUAUUGCACUAGCACAGGAAUCAUCAGGCCAACAUGUUCCGACGUUCGUAUUCAUCUCCGCAGCUGGAGGAGCACCAAUCCUUCCAAGCAGAUAUAUCACAACCAAACGAGACGCCGAAGCAACCAUAUCAUCAAAGCUCCCAGACCUGAGGAGUAUCUUUAUGCGCCCUGCAUUCAUGUAUGAUUCGAGCAGAAAGUUCACAUUGCCGAUAGCGUUGGGUGGAUUCCUUGGUACCGAGGUCAAUGCUUUCUUGGGUAACAGACUCCAAUUCCUUGGAUCGAUGGUUGACAAGCCACUGCAAGUGGACGUUGUUGGUGAGGCCGUAGUCGAGGCGAUGGAAGAUGAAUCAACACACGGUGCAGUUGGGACGAAGCAAAUCGAAACACUGGCGACCAAGGCCUGGAGGAAAAGCAUGGUCUGAUUCCCGACCGGCAGCUGCUUGAAUAAAACAAGAGCGGCCAAAUCAACGCACCGAACCAUCUUGUAGCAUAAUUAACGACCCGCCCCAGAUGAGCGGGCUAUAAAAAGAUAUUGGACUGUACAAUAUAACGCGUUUAUGUAACAUUCGAAUCAAAUCAUCGUACCGCGUUCGAAACUGUCCCGAAUUUCGGUUGUGUACUUGUUGUAGAAACGCGAUAGCUUCAUGUUGAAUUGUUUGUUCUUCUCGUUGAUGUAGGUGACGUCGGAUUCGUCGUCGCCACGACGGUCCCUGCGCUUCUUGAGACGAACUUCCUCGGCCUUCUUCAAGUCUCCCACAAGCUUGUCAACCCCAGCUCGAUCCGGUUUAUUUUCUGCAAACCCAACAGAGUCCGCUGUGGAAUAAAAUGAGCC
Molecule: messenger RNA, 1356 nt
Organism: Aspergillus ruber CBS 135680
Lineage: Eukaryota; Fungi; Ascomycota; Eurotiomycetes; Eurotiales; Aspergillaceae
Gene: horA
Product: ubiquinone biosynthesis protein COQ11
Exons: 5
Coding region: 83-946 (287 amino acids)
Cellular component (GO): mitochondrion
Molecular function (GO): protein-containing complex binding
Source: RefSeq, a predicted model, not a curated record